Blastomyces dermatitidis ER-3 is the source of this 7905-nucleotide messenger RNA. Its product is annotated as ATP-dependent RNA helicase MRH4, mitochondrial. NCBI's taxonomy places the organism in Eukaryota, Fungi, Ascomycota, Eurotiomycetes, Onygenales, Ajellomycetaceae. Gene Ontology annotation, molecular function: nucleic acid binding; ATP binding. The transcript has a single exon. The record is from RefSeq and is a predicted model, not a curated record. Bases 5290 to 7263 code for a protein of 657 amino acids.
GCCGCCUCAAUCUUCGCAGCAAUGCUACGUUCCCGCUUAAGAACAAGCUCCGUCCACGCCUUAGGCUGUCCGCUAGCACCGGCUGCCUGUCCCUUUCCAACAGUCUCGGCAAGGACUUUCAUCCAGCCUUCCUUUGCCAGGGCACUAUCGGCAUAGAAAUCAAUUAUUUCGCCGUUACCAAAUCGGAUGCGGAAACCUUCCUCCACAAACAUGUAGCCCUCCUCUUCCUCCGCGAAGGCUGAUUUACGUCGGCGACCGCCUUUCCCGGACGUUUCUUUCUGGGUUAAUGUAGACUUAUCAUCGAUCAGCUUGGAUGCUUUGGCCAAAUUGAUGGUAGCCCGAGGUUGGCGAGUAGUUUCGUGGUACGCGGUAAGCUUUGACCCCUGAAGUUUAAAGUAACGUCGACGCCAGUACUAGGAACAAUCAAAUAUUAGCCGAAUCUCCCCGAAAGGGAAACAAAACGAGAGGAAAUGAUAAAACAUACAGGGCAGUCUCCACCCUGUUGAGACAAAAAUCCCUCCCAUGAUCUUGCAGCUGCAUUAUCGGCUUCUCUCAUCUCCCUAAUGCAGGCGUUCAUACUCUUUGGCAUAUCAUCAUCCGUGGCCCCUUUGGGCUUAGGGACAUAGAGAAGCUGAAGUUCCAGUUUGCCAAUCUGGUAGGGGGGUCGCUGCUGCAUCCCGGACCCUGCAGAGUAGGCCAUGGAUCUCUUGUUCUUUGAAUUAUUAACAGGGUCAGUUGCCCACUCGUUGAAACAAGUUACAUCGACAGUCAUUGGUCUCCCAAAUGCCCCUUUCUCGUAAUCACUCAGAGAAACGUAAGCACGAGCAAAGCUGCCAUCGCUGGAAACUAAAUUCCGAAGCGCGUCCCAUGGGUUCUUUUUCUCAGCCAAAGCCUUUUCUUCAGCUUUCUGCUGUUUGAGCUGCUGUGCUUCCAUCUGCUGCUUCAACCCCAACUCCUUUCUCUUCUUUGGGGAUGCAAACACGCGGCUGAAUGUCGAACUCUUGUGCGGUUUUGCCGCUUUACCAGGCGACGAGACGACAGAUUGGCUGGGUUUAACUUUAGGCUCUUCCAUUUUCAUUUGAAGGGUCAAUUGGAACUCAAGCUCGUUCAGAACAACCAAUUCAAAUUCUUGGCCGAUAGGAGCGGAUUUUCCAAGCUCUAGCCACGAAGUUGUUACACAGUGGAGGCCAUUGUCAAGAGUUAGGGCAAAGUUGAACCGUUCACCUGCAUCUAAAAUUAGUCAAUCAUUUCAAUACAGGACGAUUACAAUACGUACCUCGUGCCAGGGGCAAAUCCAAAUCCUUCACUCCAACUACCUUGACAAAGAGUCGUCCCCUUUCAUCACCCUCCUCAGUCUCCUCUCCGGUAGUUUCCGAUUCAUCCACGCCACCAACUUCUUGCUUUGCAUUGCUUUCCUGUCCUGGCAAUGGAGGGACAGAUCCGGGAACGGGCUUCUUCUUCGGCAUGCCACCUGCUAACUUGAUGCUUUGGCGCCUCGUUUUUCCAUUCCACGGCUCAGUUGUCCACGUCUGUUGACUGGGUUUUCGUGGAGAGCUUCCUGCAGAUUUGGUGCCUCUUGGGUCGCCAUCCACAGGAGAGUUUGGCUCCGACGUCUCAUCUUGGCAGCUGGUUGCGACGAUAACUUUGGUAUUGUGCCUCAUGAGGUAACCUCUCUGUCGAGUAGUAACAUUAUUAGCAAUCCUGUCACCAGCUAAGGGAAUUUCCUUCCUUUCAGAUGGCAUCAAAUUAGGCAAACGUGAUUGUUGCAUGUUGACAUUGGUUGUGUCCAUAAAGGGGGUGGUGUAACGAGUCUGCUUGGAAAGGAAAUGGUCAAACGCAACCUUUUGGGCCUCAAUAACGCGGUCAAAUUCCAGGUCAAGUCCAAAUCCUAAACCUUCGUCGUUUGCGCUCACGGGAAUAUCGAGUUUCACAAGAGAGCUUUGCCGCUUGUCAUUAUUGAUUGGCACUGUCGCAUUAAGCUGGGGAAGAUCGGAUAGGAACGAGGUGAAUUGAUCGCCAUGCUCUCCAUAACUGGGCCGGGAUCCGGUUGACGAUUCUUCUGAUAUUGACGGUACAGGCGGUUCCUGUCCACUUACCUUACGGCGAGUUGCCGCCAUCUCAUGGACGUCUGCAGGACUCAGGGACGGUUUCGUUUUUAAGCUUCCAUUGGACGAUUUUAUGGUCGCAAGAGGAUCUGGAAUAGCGAGGAACUCGUCAGUGGGGGACAUGUCGUCGUCAACGGAAUGGCGAAUGACCGAUUCGGGUGUCGCAGGCCCGUCAUGAUCGCUACCAUACACACUUUUUGACGCCUGGCUACCAUGGCCAUCUGGAGUUUCCUGGCGGUGGAGAGAAUCCCGAAUUGACUUCAUAUCUAAGGCGGGGGCAAGCUUAGAGGCUUCAUCAAGCGUUGAAGAGCGGUCAACGUACGAACUCAAGUCGAGUUCGGAGUUAUCUUCACCAGUAAUACCGGAAAACUCAGAGCGGCCUGGGCUCAGAUCAGGCAGGCGGUAUUGUUGUGGCGCAUUCUCCGGUACUGGCGUGCUCUGAUCAUCCGUCGAAUCACUAGAGGUAUUGAAAGUUUGCUGGUCGGGAUCGUUGACCGAGUCUGUGUAUCCAUUUUCAUUGUUACUUUGCGUUCCAUUACUAUCAUCAUCGUGUUGAACUUCAUGGCCGUCGUGUGCAGUCUGAGAAUAAUACUCAGAGAUAUCAUAAAUAUCGUCAUCCUCAGCUGGCUCUUCCUUGAUCAUGACUUCUUCCUCGUCUGUCUCCAGAGAGGGGAUGGGGAUGUCGGGGUCUAGGGGAGUGUGAAAUCGUGGACUGGAGCUCCGAAGUGGGGAGGAAAAGUCCUCAUUUUCGUCGUCAUUUUGCUUUCUGAUGUUUCGUAGAAUGGAUUCUCUUGAAAUAUGAGGCGCAGAGACGUGCGGAUUGAACGGUGAGCUGUCCUGCCUAGGACUUGAAGUGUCGCUGAACGAUGGGGUACUUUCAGUCUCACGGUCAAAGUUCUUAUCCUUUAUCCCAGCACGUCUCAUUCUACGCUCACGCUGCUUUUCGGCUUCCGGAGAGCGUUCCGGGUCCUGGACCAUCAUCAGACGAAGCCUGUCUUCCAGUGACAUUGACCCAUGGCCCAUUCCAUUUAUUUCGGCCUUCGAGCAAGAUGCCGGGCUCAAUGGGGAGGGCAACUUGCGGGAUCCACUACUGGCAAGUUCCAUUGUCAUAGAGAGCCUACUCGCCCGGUCGGGAGUUACUUGGGACUGAGAGCUAGAAGCGGGCAACGGUGGGAGAGGACGAUGGUCACUGUUAGAGUCAAAAGACUCCACUUGGGAUUCGAAGGGCUGCGAUUCUUGCGCAGAAGAUGGCCUCAGAUCGGGGCCGGGGCUGCCGAAAUCUUCACUGAAAGGGUCAUCCUCCCCCUGGAACUCCUCGCUAGCUCUAUCGGGGCUCAUAAAACGCCAGUCCUCUGGUAGAACUACUGGAGUCUUAUCUGUAUCUUCCAAAGACGCGUCAAAGCUGUCUUCAGCCCCCAUGUAAGAACCGCGAUCAAAACUCUCCUCCUCGUCCAUAUCAGCGGAAUCGUAGCUUCCUUCCCGUGAACUCGAGGCAAUUGAUGAUGGAACGGGGGUGGUCAUUUCAUACUCGUUGAUCUGAGGGGGUGCUGCAUCAAAUGUUACGCUUUUAGUCUGGCGAUGCAUAUAGGGACGCCUUGGUGUUGUAUCCGGACCCGCAUCUUCGUUAUCUGACCAGAUCUCGCUCUCGGGAUCAAAAGACGGACGACUAUUCCCGAAUCUACUUUCUUUCGUCAAAGAUGACUUCGUGGGAGACGAUUGAGGCCUGCUUGGAGAAGUAUGAGAAUACGUCGGGGAGAAAGAGCUUUCCGGCUUUGGGGUAACUGGGGUGUUAUUUGUGGAGUCGAUUUUCCCGGGAUACAGAUUUUGUUUAGUUGGAGAAACAGAUUGGGAUGGCAGCUGUCGUCGAGCAUCCACACUGCCUGCUUCUUUGGUAUUAUUCUUAAAUUGAGAGCUCAGUGGUCGACCGGUGGCAAGGGGCCGUUCCAAAACCUGGACGUGGGCAGGGUCAUAUUCCUGCUUCUUCUCUCGAGCAAAAAUGCUGCUAUUUUUCACACGGGAUGCUCGUUUUAAGUUUUCAAUGGAAGAUCUUUUUGAUGGGGUGGUCACAAGAGGGUCGUAUGGGCUUCUGUUUUCAGAACCCGGCCUGGCUGGAGACCCGCUAUCCCUGCCCUUCCAAAACAAUCUUGGAGACUGGGGGGAAUUGAAGGAAUCGAAUGGAGAUGAAUCGCCAUUACCGACGGUGGUCUAAUCAUAACAGUCAGCCAGGAGCUAUGUUAGACCAGGAAUUAUCUACACACCUUGGUGCGCUGGUUCCAGCUUGGGGAGUUUCUACGUUGAGCCACUGGACUCAACUCCGAAAGAGGCCGCUGUCCACUUGCCAUCUUGGGAACGAAAGCGGACUGACACGCGUCUUCUCAACUACUUUCCGUAUCUAUCAAUUGAUUAACAGGCUGUCUUGAAUCAAUCCGCAGUAGAACUUCAUCAAAACAAACAAAAAACUGCCUAGUUGAGGUAACAAUUCUAGUAGAAUCAUACCUGCGACAAAUGAUAUAGCCACACAACAAGGGUAUUCUUUGCGGCGAGCUAAGGGUGUCGAAAGGGUAUUGACGAACAAAUAACUGUAUUGUUUGCGAAAAGCAACAAUGGCGCGCCAAAACGGCGGGGAGAAAGGGGGGGUUGGUUAUAGUAGUAUGGCUCCUUUGACUGGUUUCCCGAGAAAUUUAACUGCAACAACAGCCAACAGGCGGGAAGAAGGGAUGUAUAAACAGCAGAAACAACAGGUAGAAACAAAGACAACAAAGAGCGACGUGAAGAGAAACGGAAGAGGGCAAGCAUGCACGCAAGCACAGAGCCAGGACAGAGAGAGUACGGAGGAUGAUGGCCAGGAGCGGCGUCGAUGUGGGUUAUAACUUAUAGGAGACAACGAUGUUGUGUAUGGUAUGGUAUGGGAGGGAGGGGAAUGAGGGAGCCUCAUGGGUUCGGGCCCGGUUUGCCUUGUUUGUUGCCGCCCCGAUGUUGAUGUUCCCGCUGCUGCGGUUUCCCCAGCAACCUGUCCCGAUCUGGCCUAGUGUCAGUUCCAAGCUUCCAAGGGUUUGAAUCUUGGAACCUUCAAAUUUUCAUCCACUUCCAAGCUUAGUUUGAUGCGGCCCGACGACCAGCUCUGGGGCCAUAUAUAUAUACACAUAUUAUAUAUUCGCAACAGCUGCCACGGGUCGUUUACUUCAUGUCAUUCGUGUCAUCCGUAUGUCCGCGUUGUGAUAUGAGAGCUGUUCUUUGGGGCCGGCAGUCUGCUGUGUCUCCACCAUGGCAGGCCAUCCGCUUCGCUUCGUCCGCCAGGCAGGCCCGGCGCAAACCAGCUCGCAUGGCUCUGUCACCAAAUGUUGCAAGACCCUCUGAUCGAUCCCCCGAUUCCAAGAGGAACGUUCCUCCGACAUUCAAGAAUAACCCCUUUGGAGGCAUGAACCAAACCCGAGCCCGCUUACCCGAUCGCCCACUGGCCAGGUCUGAAGCGCAGCUGAAAAGAUCUUCGUCAGAUAGGAAUAGUAUGGAAAAGGAUGAUGUAGACAAGAAAAAGGAGGGUUCGCUAUUUAGAGCUCUGAAAAUGCAGAUCGCCCUAACACCAAUACCCUACUCGCGUCGGAAUAGAAUUAAGGAGAAAAUCGCCUCGAUUACCAAAUUUGAUCAGUUCGCUCUUCUCCCUGAAGUACGAGAUGCAGUGUACGCAAAUGCAUUCCCCACACUUACUGAAAUAUCCCCAACUCCUAUCCAACGUGUAGCUAUUCCAGCACUGCUUAAACCACCCGCCUACAAGUCAGAGAAGAACAGGCUGCGGAAAAAGUCUAAGGCCGAGGCAGAAGAAGAAGAGCUGUUCGAUUUCGACCAAUUUCUGCUGGCAGCUGAAACUGGGACUGGCAAAACGCUAGCAUAUCUCCUACCAGUUGUAAACUGGAUCAAACGGGCUGAGGUGGCGGAAAAAGAAACGGAAAUGAUGGAGAAGGAGCAAAAGCAACAGGAAGAAAAGGAAAAGGAAAAAGAAAAUCUAUUUGAACUUGAGGCUCCCAAGGUGGUCAUGCCGGAACAUUCGAACGUCGCACGGCCCCGAGCUAUCAUUUUGGUGCCAACAGCGGAACUGGUAGAACAAGUAGGGAAACUCGCAAAACAGCUUUCACAUACUGUCAAGUAUCGCUCCGCGAUGAUUUCGGCUGCCUACACUCCACGCAGAAUUACAAACAACCUUUUCAAUCCCGCUGGAAUCGAUAUCCUUGUUUCCACCCCUCAUCUCCUCACCUCUAUCGCCAAAACCAACCCAUACAUCCUCAGCCGCGUCACCCACCUCGUCAUUGAUGAAGCAGAUUCACUCUUGGACAAAUCCUUUUCACCUCUCACAUACUCCAUUCUCGAAAAAACUGCUCCCUCCCUGAAACAACUGAUCCUUGCCUCCGCCACCAUCCCUCGAAGCCUCGAUUACCUCAUGGAAAAAAAAUUCCCGGAAAUGAAACGCCUUGUGACUCCAAACCUCCACGCCAUCCCGCGCAGAGUCCAAUUAGGCGUCGUAGACGUGGACAAGGACCCAUAUCGCGGCAACAAAAAGCUCGCCUGUGCCGACAUAAUAUGGUCCUUAGGCAAAGCAGGAGUAACCCAGGAUGACGUCCCCAGCGACGGCUACCCAACCUCCCUCUUCCCCGAGCCAAAACAUAUCAUCGUCUUCGUCAACGAGCGCGAAACGACAGAGGAGGUAACCGCCUUCCUUAACCAAAAGGGUAUCCACGCCGUCGCGCUUUCGCGAGAUACCUCGGAUCAGCGCAAGGAUGAGAUCCUCGCGGAAUUCACGACGGUCAAACCACCACCCACUCCCCGGGAAGUCAAAGAUGCGCAGCGGAACAAGAAGAAUUGGUUCUCAGACUCUGUCCCAUUCGUUAGGGACGAGAACGCACACCUGGGCCCCCAGAGGAGUCUCCGCGAUACCAAGGUGCUUGUCACGACUGACCUUGGCUCACGCGGUAUUGACACGGUCGCGGUACGCAAUGUUGUUUUGUACGAUGUUCCGCAUACGACUAUUGAUUUCAUCCACCGGCUGGGUCGUACGGGCCGCAUGGGGAGGAGAGGGCGUGGGAUUGUUUUGGUUGGCAAGAAGGAUCGGAAGGAUGUUGUGAGAGAGGUGAGAGAGGCGAUGUUUAGGGGCCAGGCUUUGAUCUAGGGAACUGUUCAUGUAUAACCAAACAGUUUGUUUAUUUCUCUCUUUUUCUCCCUAUAUUUGUGGGGUUUGGGUCUAUAGAACAGUUUAAUCGCCCUUUUUUUUUUUGCUUCUUAUGUACUGUAUGAUAGAUAACGUCGGAUACUAGGGGGGUUUUCCUUUGGAGUUUACGGAGGAAUCAAGCUUGAAAAAGUUGAAAAAUUACAUAUAUCACUAUGCACAAUAGAUCUGAUUGAUCCAAAAUCAUCUUGUCACUAAGUUUACCUAAGCAUCAAUCUUUCCUUUUCUCUUUGAAUAAAUUGCAAAUCUCUCUCCUCACUUUUCCCCUGCUUCGUUUAUAAUAUAUGAUCUGCCAAUAGAAAUCCACCCCCGAUCAAACAAAUAAUUGUUAAUGUAUAUUUGCAAUUCCCAAAAAGGUCACUGUAGCUAUGUGAGCCUCACCUGGCAUGGUGAUCUGUAUGGAUGGACACUCUGAGGGUGCACAGAUUAAGGGGCAAUCAAACCACAGUCAAAGAGCAACAAUUAGUUGAUCUCUCUAAAUAUUUAAACAAGAUUAAUAGACCUGGACAUAUAUUUCCUUCCACAGUUUUAUUAUUAUUUUAUUGUUCAGGUUAUUCAGAAUCAAACAAAUAUUAACUAUAAAAC